Messenger RNA from Nerophis lumbriciformis (worm pipefish), 2178 nucleotides. Lineage: Eukaryota; Metazoa; Chordata; Actinopteri; Syngnathiformes; Syngnathidae. The record is from RefSeq and is a predicted model, not a curated record.
AUGUCCAACACAGACGUGUUUGACAUGAAGCCGGAAAAUCCAGACCACUAUUCCAUAUUUGACAUAUGCUCCCAAGAUGGAGCCUUAACAGGACUGAGAGAAGUUAACCCCGUCCUUAAAAACAGUCCUAUUGGGGAUCUGACCAAAGACAAGCUGGACGAUGAAGGGUCCAAGGAUGUCAAGGAGAUCUCUGAUAAGAUGGCCUGCUUGGCCUGCAGAUGCUCCUUCAUUAACCGGGAAGAACAGAUGGAACACUACAAGCUGGACUGGCAUCGGUUUAACUUGAGACUGAAGAUAUCAGGAAACCUGCCGGUAACUACUGAGGAGUUUGAGAGGAAGACUGGAGCUGGAGAUGUAUCGAGUAUCUCAGGUUCAGAGUCCGACUCAGAGGAAGAAGUUUCAGAUGAGCAUCAGGAAGAGGCAAGCUGGAAUGCCGAUCGUGGGGAUAAUGACUAUUCAGAUGAUGUCAGUUUACCUGGAAGGCUAUCCACCAAAGUGGUGUUCCAAAAUUCAGGCGGACAAUACCUGUCGGUCUACCGCUGCAUUCUACAUGGAAAGUCAGAUAAAGAACAAGACUUGGAGCGCUGUUUAAAGUCCAUCACCCAGAAAACACUAUGGAUAAUUUUUAUGACAGGCGGCGGCCAUUUCGCUGGUGCAGUUUUCCAGGGGAAAGAAGUCCUUCAGCACAAAACCUUCCACCGAUACACUGUGCGGGCAAAAAGGGGCACCACUCAAGGACUCAAGGAUUCUCAAAACAAGAUUCACGCGCCAAAGUCUGCAGGUGCAGCGCUAAGACGCUACAACGAGGUGGCACUAGUCAAGGACAUUCAGGAGCUCUUGGCAAAUUGGGGAGAACACUUAAAGGAAGCAUCUGCUAUAUUCGUACGAGCUCCAAGCUACAAUAAAACUAUCUUCUUCGGAGGCCGUGCGAGUCCAUUGGACAAAAAGGACACUAGGGUCCGCACCAUACCCUUUCCCACACGGAGGGCAACAUUUCGUGAAGUUCAGCGAGUGCACAAUAUGCUUUCCGCAGUUCUGCUUUAUGGGAAGGAUGCUGACAUGUCCACUUUUAGCAGUCCAUCAAAGAAGGCAUGGAAGAAGACUGUCCAACCUGCUGCACCAGUGAGGACUGAAAAAGAGGAAGAAGCAAUCCAAAGCAGCUCAGAUGAGGAGCCAGAUGCGAAAAUCCAUCUUGAAAUGGUGGAGUUGACUAUCAAUACACAGGACCUUAAAGAGUAUGACAUACAAUCGGCCAGACACAAUCGGAGAAGGAGAAGAAGGAAGAAGAAAGACGAGGAAAACAAACAUGACGAAGAGGAUGCAGGAGAACUAAGCAACACAGAAGUAGAUGACAUUGCCCAGGAAGAUGACACUCGUCAACAGACACAACCGAAAAAGAAGCAUAGGAGGAAGAAACGAGUGGAAGAAGCAGUGGAUGACUCGUGGGAGUACAGCCUGAGGGACGACCUCUUCACAGCCUGCAAAGUCGGGGAUGUGGAUGCGUUGUGCCGUCUCCUUCACCUUUCCGGAGAGCCACGGGAGCAGUCAUUGGUGGAGGCUGUGGAUGGCACCAAUCCUUUAAAUCUUCUUAACAAGCAGAUCGACUCCUCGGGGUUCACUUUGCUGCACGUCGCAUCAGCGGCCGCUCAGAAAGAUGUCAUGAGAAUGCUGUUGGAUGCUGGAGCUGACCCGGCAUGCAGUGAUAAAAAAGGGCAGACCCCAUAUAACGUCAGCCCCGACAAAGACACAAGGAACGUGUUUCGUAAAUACAUGGGUGAAAAUCCUGACAAAUACGACUACAACAAGGCUCGGGUUCCCGGACCUCUAACAGCGGAGAUUGAAUCUAUGAAAACUGAGAAGAAGAAGGCUCAAAAGAUGCUGAAAAAACAACGUGAAAAGACCCAGAAGGAGGAGAAACUGAAACAGGAAAUGGAAUUGGAGGAAAAGAAGAAAUUUGCAUCUUUAUCGGAUCGAGAAAAGAGAGCUUUAGCAGCUGAGAAGAGGUUAGCAGCGCAAGUAACUGCAUCUGGAGCCAACCUUUCCAACAUCAGGAGAUGCUGGCAGUGUGGAGAGUCUCUGCUUGGAAAGAUCCCUUUCCGGUACUUGGAUUUCUCUUUCUGCACACCUCGCUGUGUGCAAGAACAUCGCAAAGCUAAUGCGCCAGCAGAAAAGAGCUAA